This is a messenger RNA of Brugia pahangi, 570 nucleotides long. NCBI's taxonomy places the organism in Eukaryota, Metazoa, Nematoda, Chromadorea, Rhabditida, Onchocercidae. The record is from the annotation of a GenBank genome assembly.
AUGCGAAGGAAAACUUGUGAAAUUUGUCAACGAGCCAAGAAUCGACAUAAAACUAGGAAAAAAACUGGAAUUUUUUGGCACAGCAGUCAUGGUUUAAAUCGUAUAGAUUGGAGAUACAGGACUACUAGAAAAUUAUUCCAGAAAUCAUCGGCAAUGUUGGUAAUGCGUAACAACAGACAUGGAACUAAUGAAGUUGAUAAGCAUGAAGGAUCUAAAAUUACCAACAUUGUAAUGCGUAGCAACAAACAUGGAACUAAUGAAACUGAUAAACAAGAAGAACCUAGAUUUAAUCCUAAUCCUAGAUUGCAAGCCCUCAUAGAAUUAUUUGAAAAAGAGGAUGAGUUAGAAGAAGUGCAUUCUCCAAAUAAGAGUGCAACUAUUCUGUCAGAAUUCGUGAAUGAUGUUGAAGCUGUUGAUGAUUCACUUCAGCCAUCUACUUCGACUUAUGUUAUGAAUCAGAUAUCAAAAGCAAUUCCAGUCGCUCAGUCCAAAUCAGCAGAAAAAACUAGCUUAGCACAUUUCAAGUUUAGUGCUUGUUUCGACUAUUAUUUAUCAACUAGACUUACAUGA